Molecule: messenger RNA, 836 nt
Organism: Arachis stenosperma
Lineage: Eukaryota; Viridiplantae; Streptophyta; Magnoliopsida; Fabales; Fabaceae
Product: ethylene-responsive transcription factor ERF098-like
Exons: 1
Coding region: 98-523 (141 amino acids)
Biological process (GO): ethylene-activated signaling pathway; regulation of DNA-templated transcription
Molecular function (GO): DNA-binding transcription factor activity; DNA binding
Source: RefSeq, a predicted model, not a curated record
AUUUAUUAUUAAAAUCCAAUAAACAUUUGAUCCUACCAAAUUGGAGCACAAAAGUUUUUCUCUUUUAUUAAAAUUAGUUAGUUGUAAGAGUAGCUACAUGGCGGAUGCGGAUAGGCCAGAGAAAGAUUCCGGCGGCGGCGAAGAAACGAAGUACCGCGGCGUGAGGAAGAGGCCGUGGGGGAAGUAUGGAGCCGAGAUAAGGGAUCCAUCGAAGCCUACCGGAAGGAUGUGGCUUGGGACAUUCGACACGGCUGAGGAAGCCGCCAGAGCUUAUGAUCGAGCCGCCAUUGCUUUGAGAGGUGGCCUUGCCAUCCUUAAUUUUCCGGAUGAAUAUCAUUCUCAUCUCCCAUUUAUAGCUUCUUCUUCUUCUUCUUAUUAUUCUUCUACUUCUACUUCCAUUGGAUCAAGUUCUUCUUCUUCCAGUGCACAACAACGUAGGGAAGUUAUUGAGCUUGAAUGUUUGGACAAUAAGGUUUUGGAGGAUCUUCUUGAAGAAGAAGAAAGGAACAGAAGGAAAUACUAAUCUUAGAGCGCGCAGAACCUUCGUUAAUUAGCAUGGGAGGAAAAUCUUAUCUUUUCUAUUUUCCUAAAAAAAUUAUUUCUUAAAUAUAAUUAUUAUCGUAUUCAGAAUGACAUAUUCUCUGUGGGUUUAAUAACACACCGAGAAUAUAUCAUUUUGAAUUAUAAUAAUAUUAUAUUUGAAUAAUAAUAAUAAUAAUAAUAAUAAUAAUAAUAAUAAUAUUUUUGUUGUUUACAUUAGUCAUUAAUAAAUGUGUUUGUCCCUUCAUAUUGGAGGUUUGAUGUUCAGGGGGAAACCGCACUUUUUAAUUUUUGUU